Molecule: messenger RNA, 1039 nt
Organism: Nicotiana attenuata
Lineage: Eukaryota; Viridiplantae; Streptophyta; Magnoliopsida; Solanales; Solanaceae
Product: telomere repeat-binding factor 4-like
Exons: 4
Coding region: 224-688 (154 amino acids)
Biological process (GO): nucleosome assembly
Cellular component (GO): nucleosome
Molecular function (GO): double-stranded telomeric DNA binding
Source: RefSeq, a predicted model, not a curated record
AUUUUAAUAUUUUAGCUGAAUUUUUAACCUACUGCAGAGAACCACUUGCAUCUCCUACCAAAUAAUUGAAUAUAGGUGGAAGAACAAAAUAUAUAACAGUGUUUGAUAGCCGUCUGUGUACAUUACCAUUUUUCGUUUUUGUUCUCUCAUAGUUCCUAGCAAUUCCGUUCAUGUUUUCUUGAAAUAAUAUUAUUGCUUUAUUCUUGUUCUUAGGUACAACCAAAUGAUAUAUGAUGCACUUUCAAGUUUAAAAGAGCCAAAUGGAUCAGACACAAGCACAAUUGUCAACUUCAUUGAGCAAAGGCAUGAGGUGCCCCAAAACUUCAGAAGGCUGCUGAGUUCUAGGCUGAGGAGGCUUGUUCAACAAGACAAACUUGAAAAGAUUGAGAAUUGCUACAGGAUUAAGAAAGAGGUGUUAGAAAGAACAAAGACAGCUACCCCAAAACAAAAACAUGUUGGGCCAAGACAGUUUCCAAGUAGUACCUAUCUUGGUGAUACUGUUGAAGAAGCAGCAAAGACUGCUGUUUAUAAGGUUGCAGAAGCUGACAAUAAAUCAUUUGUAGCAGCUGAAGCAGCUAAGGAAGAAGCGAGAGUUUCAAAGAUGGCUGAAGACCAAGAUAGUUUACUGCUAUUGGCCAAGGAUAUUUUCGACAGAUGCUCACAAGGCGAAAUUGUGCUAAUGGCAUAAAAGGGUCUUCCCCCUCUUUUGUAAAGUCGGAACCAGCUGUUCAGAACCUCUAAAGUAUGUUAGUAUUCUAUUCGAAUCAAGUAAUUAGUGAUAUGUGGUUUUUUGUUAAUUUAAGUAGUAUUAGUUAAGACCUUUGCACAGGUUCUCUUCUCCUAUUAUGUAUUCAGCGUAGCAAAAGUUGGAGAGGGAUAGAGAGAUUAUUAUAAAGCUUGAGAUUUGAUGCUUGUAAAUCAUGCAGUUCUUUCUAUCUGGCAAAUUGAUAAAGAGUACUCUGCUUUUACAUUCGGAGUAUUGUCACAGUUGUUCUUCUACUGGCGAUAGGUAUUAGAGUUGAAGAUUUUGUCCCGCAAA